CCGACAUCUUCUUAGGGUCUGAGCAAACUAUUUAAGGCAGUGAAACUCGCAAGUAGUUACCAAACCCUACAUCGGAUGACGGCCUUAGAUGUCCUCGUCAUCUCCACAAGCACCGAGUAACGAGCGCGUCGGUUCCGCCCCGGCGUUAUUUAAAGAGCGAAGGUUAAGUAUUCUCAUGGCCCCGACUCUGUUCUCUUAAGAGAAAGAAACUAACUCGAAAGAAAAAUGGCGUUUGUGGCAACCCAAGGGGCCACGGUGGUUGACCAAACCACGUUGAUGAAAAAGUACCUUCAGUUUGUAGCUGCUCUGACGGAUGUAAAUACACCGGAUGAAACCAAAUUGAAAAUGAUGCAAGAAGUUAGUGAAAAUUUUGAGAAUGUAACAUCAUCACCUCAGUAUUCUACUUUCUUGGAACAUAUCAUCCCUCGGUUUCUUACAUUUCUUCAAGAUGGAGAAGUUCAGUUUCUGCAGGAGAAACCAGCUCAGCAAUUGCGGAAGCUAGUUCUCGAAAUAAUCCAUAGAAUACCAACUAACGAACAUCUUCGUCCUCAUACAAAAAACGUUCUGUCUGUGAUGUUUCGCUUCCUAGAGACGGAAAAUGAAGAAAAUGUACUUAUUUGUCUGAGGAUAAUUAUUGAACUGCACAAGCAAUUUAGGCCACCAAUUACUCAAGAAAUUCAUCACUUUAUGGACUUUGUGAAACAAAUCUACAAGGAGCUUCCAAAAGUAGUGAAUCGUUAUUUUGAGAAUCCCCAAGUAAUACCCGAGAAUACUGUUCCUUCUCCAGAAAUGGUUGGAAUGAUAACAACACUUGCUGUGAAAGUCAAUCCUGAACGGGAUGAUAGUGAGACAAGGACGCAUUCCAUAAUUCCCAGAGGGUCUUUGUCCUUGAAAGUAUUGGCUGAGUUGCCCAUCAUUGUGGUUUUAAUGUAUCAGCUUUACAAGCUGAACAUUCAUAAUGUGGUUGCUGAAUUCGUGCCCUUGAUAAUGAAUACCAUUAUCAUUCAGGUAUCUACCCAAGCAAGGCAACAUAAACUUUACAAUAAAGAGUUGUAUGCUGACUUCAUUGCUGCUCAGAUUAAAACCUUAUCAUUUUUGGCUUACAUUAUAAGAAUUUACCAGGAUCUGGUAGCCAAGUAUUCCCAGCAAAUGGUCAAAGGAAUGUUGCAAUUACUGUCAAACUGCCCAGCAGAAACUGCACACCUCCGAAAGGAACUUCUGAUUGCUGCAAAACACAUUCUUACCACCGAUUUAAGGAGCCAAUUCAUUCCGUGCAUGGACAAACUGUUUGAUGAAUCCAUACUAAUUGGCUCUGGAUAUACAGCUCGAGAGACACUGAGGCCACUUGCCUACAGCACCCUGGCAGAUCUGGUGCACCACGUUCGUCAGCACUUACCACUAAACGACCUCUCCCUUGCUGUCCAGCUCUUUGCCAAGAAUAUUGACGAUGAAUCAUUACCUAGUAGUAUUCAGACCAUGUCUUGCAAACUAUUGCUAAAUCUCGUAGAUUGCAUCCGUUCAAAAAGUGAGCAAGAAAAUGGAAAUGGGAGAGACAUCCUAAUGAGGAUGUUAGAGGUUUUUGUCCUUAAAUUCCACACUAUUGCCCGCUACCAGUUAUCUGCCAUUUUUAAAAAAUGUAAACCUCAGUCAGAACUUGGAGCAGCAGAAGCCGCCCUGCCGGGGGUCCCGACAGCCCCCACAGCUCCGGCCCCGGCUCCAUCGCCAGCCCCAGCUGCCUCUGUUGCUCCAGCUCCAGUGCCUGUUUUUGAGAAACAAGGAGAAAAGGAGAAAGAAGACAAGCAGACAUUCCAAGUCACUGAUUGCCGGAGUUUGGUAAAAACUUUGGUUUGUGGUGUCAAGACAAUUACGUGGGGCAUAACGUCGUGUAAAGCACCCGGUGAAGCACAAUUCAUUCCCAACAAACAGUUGCAGCCUAAGGAGACCCAGAUUUACAUAAAGCUUGUGAAAUAUGCUAUGCAGGCUCUAGAUAUUUAUCAGGUGCAGAUAGCAGGGAAUGGGCAGACCUACAUUCGGGUAGCAAACUGUCAGACUGUUAGAAUGAAAGAAGAGAAGGAAGUGCUGGAACAUUUUGCAGGUGUCUUCACAAUGAUGAACCCAUUAACAUUUAAAGAAAUCUUUCAAACCACAGUACCUUAUAUGGUGGAAAGAAUCUCAAAAAAUUAUGCUCUUCAGAUUGUUGCCAAUUCCUUCUUGGCAAAUCCUACCACCUCUGCUCUGUUUGCUACCAUUUUGGUGGAGUAUCUUCUUGAUCGACUGCCAGAAAUGGGCUCUAAUGUAGAACUCUCCAAUCUGUACCUCAAGCUGUUUAAGUUGGUUUUUGGCUCUGUUUCACUCUUUGCAGCUGAAAAUGAACAAAUGCUGAAGCCACAUUUGCACAAGAUAGUUAACAGCUCCAUGGAACUCGCCCAGACUGCCAAAGAGCCCUACAACUAUUUCCUGCUGCUUCGAGCCCUGUUUCGCUCCAUUGGUGGAGGAAGUCACGACCUCCUGUAUCAAGAGUUCUUGCCACUGUUGCCGAAUUUACUGCAAGGACUCAACAUGUUGCAAAGUGGACUCCACAAGCAGCACAUGAAAGAUUUGUUUGUGGAACUGUGUCUCACUGUACCCGUCCGACUGAGCUCUCUCCUUCCGUAUCUACCAAUGUUAAUGGAUCCCUUGGUAUCAGCCCUCAAUGGAUCUCAGACUUUAGUUAGCCAAGGCCUGAGAACUCUUGAGUUGUGUGUAGAUAAUCUUCAGCCAGACUUUCUGUAUGAUCACAUUCAGCCAGUCCGAGCUGAGCUCAUGCAGGCUUUGUGGCGUACCUUACGAAAUCCUGCGGACAGCAUUUCUCACGUGGCCUACCGUGUUCUUGGUAAAUUUGGAGGGAGUAAUAGGAAAAUGUUAAAGGAAUCACAGAAGCUUCAGUACAUUGUCACUGAAAUUCAAGGACCCAGUAUUACCAUAGAGUUUUCUGAUUGCAAAGCAUCUAUUCAGCUCCCAAUGGAGAAGGCAAUUGAGACCGCUUUGGACUGCCUGAAGAGCGCUAAUACAGAGCCAUACUACCGGAGGCAGGCAUGGGAAGUGAUCAAAUGCUUUUUGGUGGCCAUGAUGAGUCUCGAUGACAAUAAACAUGCCUUAUAUCAACUCCUUGCACAUCCAAACUUUACAGAGAAGUCGAUACCCAGUGUAAUAAUUUCACAUCGAUACAAGGCUCAGGACACCCCUGCCCGGAAAACAUUUGAGCAAGCAUUGACCGGCGCAUUCAUGUCGGCUGUGAUCAAAGAUCUGCGGCCUAGUGCUCUGCCUUUUGUAGCCAGUUUAAUUCGUCACUAUACGAUGGUUGCGGUAGCCCAGCAGUGUGGUCCUUUCUUGCUACAGUGCUAUCAGGUGGGCAGUCAGCCAAGCACAGCCAUGUUUCAUAGUGAAGAAAAUGGAUCGAAAGGAAUGGAUCCCUUGGUGCUUAUUGAUGCAAUAGCCAUUUGCAUGGCUUAUGAAGAAAAGGAACUUUGCAAAAUAGGGGAGGUGGCUCUAGCAGUCAUAUUUGAUGUUGCAAGUAUUAUCCUGGGAUCCAAGGAAAGGGCUUGCCAGCUCCCACUCUUUUCUUAUAUCGUGGAACGCUUAUGUGCUUGCUGUUAUGAACAAGCUUGGUAUGCGAAGCUAGGGGGUGUGGUGUCCAUUAAAUUUCUCAUGGAACGACUGCCUCUCAUUUGGGUCCUCCAGAACCAACAGACUUUCCUCAAAGCGCUUCUUUUUGUUAUGAUGGACCUGACAGGAGAGGUAUUUAAUGUUUCCAAUGGAGCAGUAGCUAUGGCAAAAACGACUCUGGAGCAGCUUCUGAUUAGGUGUGCUACCCCCUUGAAAGAUGAGGAAAAAUCUGAAGAGAUUCUCUCCGCUCAGGAAAAGUCUUUCCACCACGUAACACAUGAUCUGGUGCGAGAAGUCACCUCUCCAAAUUCCACUGUGAGGAAGCAAGCUAUGCAUUCACUGCAGGUGUUAGCACAAGUCACUGGAAAAAGUGUCACUGUGAUAAUGGAACCACAUAAAGAGGUCCUUCAAGAUAUGGUUCCUCCUAAAAAACAUUUACUCAGGCAUCAACCUGCAAAUGCUCAGAUUGGCCUAAUGGAAGGAAACACAUUUUGUACAACUCUACAACCAAGACUGUUUACAAUGGACCUCAAUGUGGUAGAGCACAAGGUUUUCUAUACAGAGCUGCUGAAUUUGUGUGAGGCUGAAGAUGCAGCCUUAAUGAAACUACCCUGUUAUAAAAGUCUUCCAUCACUUGUACCUUUGCGAAUUGCAGCUUUAAAUGCUCUAGCUGCCUGCAAUUACCUUCCUCAGUCCAGAGAGAAAAUCAUUGCUGCACUUUUCAAGGCACUUAAUUCCACAAAUAAUGAACUUCAGGAGGCAGGAGAAGCCUGUAUGAGAAAGUUUUUGGAGGGUGCUACGAUAGAAGUUGAUCAGAUUCACACACACAUGAGGCCUUUACUGAUGAUGUUGGGAGAUUAUCGAAGUUUGACCCUGAAUGUUGUGAAUCGUCUAACUUCCGUCACGAGGCUCUUCCCAAACUCCUUCAAUGAUAAAUUCUGUGAUCAGAUGAUGCAACACCUGCGUAAAUGGAUGGAGGUGGUUGUUAUGACACACAAAGGAGGACAGAGAAGCGAUGGAAACGAGAGCAUUUCAGAGUGCGGGAGAUGUUCCUUGUCUCCAUUCUGUCAGUUUGAGCCUGCCAUGGAAGGGGUAGAGGAAAUGAAGAUUUGUUCAGCAAUCAUCAAUCUGUUUCAUCUGAUCCCAGCUGCUCCUCAGACUCUGGUUAAGCCUUUAUUAGAAGUUGUAAUGAAAACUGAACGAGCAAUGUUGAUAGAGGCUGGCAGCCCAUUCAGAGAGCCAUUGAUCAAGUUUUUAACACGUCAUCCUUCCCAAACUGUCGAGCUCUUCAUGAUGGAAGCUACGCUGAAUGAUCCACAGUGGAGCCGAAUGUUUAUGAGUUUUUUAAAACACAAAGAUGCCAAACCUCUUCGGGAUGUCCUGGCGGCGAAUCCGAACCGAUUCAUCACAUUAUUGUUACCCGGUGGUACUCAAGCGGCAGUAAGACCUGGCUCUCCCAGCACUAGCACAAUGCGUCUUGAUCUUCAAUUUCAGGCCAUCAAGAUCAUAAGUAUUAUAGUUAAGAACGAUGAAUCCUGGUUGGCAAAUCAACACUCCUUAGUGAGUCAAUUAAGGCGUGUGUGGGUGAGUGAAACUUUUCAAGAAAGACACCGAAAGGAAAAUAUGGCUGCAACUAACUGGAAGGAGCCUAAACUGCUGGCAUACUGCUUGCUAAAUUACUGCAGAAGAAAUUAUGGAGAUAUAGAGUUGCUCUUUCAGCUGCUUCGAGCCUUUACUGGUCGUUUCCUCUGUAACAUGACAUUCUUAAAGGAGUAUAUGGAGGAAGAAAUUCCCAAAAAUUACAGCAUUUCUCAAAAACGUGCUCUGUUCUUCCGCUUCGUAGACUUCGCUGACCCGAAUUUUGGAGAUGAGCUCAAGGCUAAGGUUCUGCAGCAUGUCCUGAAUCCUGCUUUCUUAUAUAGUUUUGAAAAAACAGAAGGAGAGCAACUUUUGGGACCUCCCAAUCCAGAAGGAGAUAAUCCAGAAAGCAUCACCAGUGUUUUUAUAACCAAGGUACUUGACCCAGAGAAGCAGGCAGACAUGCUGGACUCUCUCAGAAUUUACCUGUUACAAUUUGCUACGCUUCUUGUUGAACACGCACCACACCAUAUCCAUGAUAACAACAAGAACCGGAAUAGCAAACUGCGCCGCUUGAUGACAUUUGCCUGGCCGUGCUUGUUAUCCAAGGCAUGUGUGGAUCCAGCCUGCAAAUACAGUGGUCACUUACUUCUUGCACAUAUAAUUGCCAAAUUUGCAAUACACAAGAAAAUAGUUCUUCAGGUCUUUCACAGUCUUCUCAAGGCUCACGCCAUGGAGGCCCGUGCAAUUGUCAGACAAGCAAUGGCUAUCCUAACUCCAGCAGUACCAGCUCGGAUGGAAGACGGACACCAGAUGCUGACUCACUGGACCCGCAAAAUCAUUGUAGAAGAGGGUCAUACUGUUCCUCAACUCGUCCACAUCUUGCAUCUGAUAGUGCAGCAUUUCAAGGUUUACUACCCAGUGAGACAUCAUUUGGUGCAACAUAUGGUGAGUGCCAUGCAGAGAUUGGGCUUCACUCCCAGCGUUACCAUUGAGCAAAGAAAACUGGCUGUAGAUCUGGCGGAAGUGGUCAUCAAAUGGGAACUGCAAAGGAUUAAAGAUCAGCAGCCGGAUUCAGAUAUGGAUUCAACUGCAAGUGGAGAGGGAGCCAGUACUACCUCAUCUGCCGUUAAAAGGGGACUGUCUGUUGAUUCUGGCCAAGAAGUGAAACGUUUCAGGACUGCUUCUGGAGCAAUAAGUGCAGUAUUUGGAAGGAGCCAGUCAUUGCCUGGGGCUGAUGCACUUCAGGCAAAGCCCAUUGAUAAGCAACAUACUGAUACUGUAGUGAACUUUCUGAUUAGAAUUGCCUGUCAGGUAAAUGACAACUCCAAUACUGCAGGCUCUCCUGGAGAGUUGCUUUCUCGUCGCUGUGUAAAUCUCCUAAAGACUGCUUUGCGACCUGAUAUGUGGCCAAAAUCAGAACUCAAGCUACAGUGGUUUGACAAGCUACUGAUGACUGUGGAGCAGCCAAAUCAAGCCAACUUUGCAAAUAUUUGCACUGGCUUAGAAGUACUGAGUUUCCUGCUAACCGUGCUGCAGUCCCCAGCAAUCCUCAGUAGCUUCAAACCUUUGCAGCGAGGGAUAGCUGCCUGCAUGACUUGUGGGAACACCAAAGUUUUGCGAGCAGUUCACAGUCUUCUAUCCCGCUUAAUGAGCAUCUUCCCUACGGAGCCAAGUACUUCAAGUGUAGCUUCAAAAUACGAAGAGCUGGAAUGCCUCUAUGCUGCAGUAGGGAAAGUGAUUUAUGAAGGUCUUACUAAUUAUGAGAAGGCCACCAAUGCUAACCCUUCGCAACUCUUUGGUACUCUAAUGAUUCUGAAGUCCGCCUGCAGUAACAACCCUAGCUACAUAGACAGAUUAAUUUCUGUCUUCAUGCGGUCCCUACAGAAGAUGGUCAGAGAACACUUAAAUCCACAAGCAGCCUCAGGAACCGUAGAAGCAAACACAGCAGGUACAAGUGAACUGGUGAUGUUGAGUUUGGACCUUGUGAAAACUCGCCUUGCUGUAAUGAGCAUGGAGAUGAGGAAGAACUUUAUUCAAGCUAUUCUGACAUCACUCAUUGAAAAAUCAUCUGAUGCAAAGAUUCUUCGUGCUGUUGUAAAAAUUGUGGAAGAAUGGGUUAAAAAUAAUUCUCCUCUGGCAGCCAAUCAGACCCCCACCCUCCGAGAAAAAUCCAUCUUGCUAGUGAAAAUGAUGACCUACAUUGAAAAGCGUUUUCCAGAAGACCUUGAAUUAAAUGCCCAGUUCUUAGACCUGGUUAACUAUGUCUAUAGGGAUGAAAAUCUGUCUGGGAGCGAGCUCACUGCGAAACUAGAGCCUGCCUUCCUUUCAGGAUUACGCUGUGCUCAGCCAAUCAUCAGAGCCAAAUUUUUUGAGGUUUUCGACAACUCCAUGAAGCGUCGCGUCUAUGAACGUCUGCUUUAUGUGACCUGUUCUCAAAACUGGGAGGCCAUGGGCAACCACUUUUGGAUCAAACAGUGCAUCGAGCUCCUGUUGGCAGUAUGUGAGAAAAACACGACAAUCGGUACAAGUUGUCAGGGUGCAAUGCUGCCAUCUAUCACUAAUGUCAUCAACCUAGCCGACAGCCACGACCGGGCAGCGUUUGCCAUGGUAACCCACGUCAAACAGGAACCCCGGGAGAGGGAGAAUAGUGAAUCCAAAGAAGAGGAUGUGGAGAUAGACAUUGAACUAGCUCCAGGAGAUCAGACUAGCACACCGAAAACCAAAGAACUUUCUGAAAAAGACAUUGGCAACCAAUUACAUAUGCUGACCAACAGACAUGACAAGUUCCUGGACUCCCUUCGAGAAGUGAAGACUGGGGCACUACUCAGUGCUUUUGUCCAACUGUGCCAUAUUUCUACAACAUUAGCUGAGAAGACUUGGAUCCAGCUUUUUGCCAGAUUAUGGAAAAUUCUGUCUGAUCGACAGCAACAUGCACUGGCGGGUGAAAUAAGCCCAUUCCUGUGCAGUGGGAGUCACCAAGUCCAGAGGGAUUGCCAGCCAAGCGCUUUGAACUGUUUUGUGGAAGCUAUGUCUCAGUGUGUCCCUCCCAUCCCCAUCCGACCUUGUGUGCUGAAAUAUUUGGGCAAGACUCAUAAUCUCUGGUUCCGAUCCACGUUAAUGCUCGAGCACCAAGCUUUUGAAAAAGGACUAAGUCUUCAAAUUAAGCCUAAACAGACCACAGAAUUUUAUGAGCAGGAGAGCAUUACACCACCUCAGCAAGAAAUACUGGAUUCACUUGCUGAACUUUACUCACUGUUGCAAGAGGAGGAUAUGUGGGCUGGUUUAUGGCAAAAACGCUGCAAAUUUCCCGAGACAGCCACAGCUAUUGCAUAUGAACAGCAUGGAUUUUUUGAGCAGGCACAAGAAUCCUAUGAAAAAGCAAUGGAGAAAGCCAAAAAGGAACAUGAACGGAAUAAUGCGUCUCCUGCUAUCUUCCCAGAAUACCAGCUGUGGGAAGACCAUUGGAUUCGCUGCUCUAAGGAGUUGAACCAGUGGGAGGCUUUGACAGAAUACGGCCAGUCGAAAGGUCAUAUAAAUCCUUAUCUCGUAUUGGAAUGUGCUUGGAGAGUGUCAAACUGGACAGCCAUGAAGGAGGCAUUAGUUCAGGUGGAGCUGAGUUGUCCAAAGGAGAUGGCCUGGAAAGUCAACAUGUAUCGAGGAUAUUUGGCUAUCUGCCAUCCUGAAGAACAGCAGCUCAACUUCAUUGAACGCCUCGUUGAGAUGGCUAGUAGCCUGGCCAUUCGCGAAUGGCGAAGGCUUCCCCAUGUUGUGUCGCAUGUUCACACUCCCCUUCUUCAGGCAGCACAACAGAUCAUAGAACUUCAGGAAGCAGCCCAAAUCAAUGCCGGUUUGCAGCCAACUAACCUGGGGAGGAACAACAGCCUGCAUGACAUGAAGACUGUGGUAAAAACCUGGAGGAACAGGUUGCCCAUUGUGUCAGAUGAUUUAUCUCACUGGAGCAGCAUUUUCAUGUGGAGACAGCAUCAUUACCAGGCUAUUGUAACCGCCUAUGAGAAUAGUUCACAGCACGACCCCAGUUCUAACAAUGCUAUGCUUGGGGUCCAUGCGUCAGCUUCGGCAAUUAUCCAGUAUGGCAAAAUCGCUCGGAAACAAGGGUUGGUCAAUGUGGCUCUGGACAUUCUAAGUCGUAUUCACACGAUUCCUACUGUACCGAUUGUGGAUUGCUUUCAGAAGAUUCGACAGCAAGUCAAGUGUUACCUCCAGCUGGCUGGAGUCAUGGGCAAAAAUGAAUGUAUGCAGGGGCUUGAAGUUAUUGAAUCCACAAAUUUGAAGUACUUUACAAAGGAGAUGACUGCUGAAUUCUAUGCACUGAAGGGAAUGUUCUUGGCUCAGAUUAACAAGUCUGAAGAAGCGAACAAAGCAUUUUCAGCAGCUGUUCAGAUGCAUGAUGUGUUGGUGAAGGCCUGGGCCAUGUGGGGUGAUUAUCUGGAGAACAUAUUUGUCAAGGAACGGCAACUUCACUUAGGUGUAUCUGCCAUUACCUGUUACCUCCAUGCAUGUCGUCAUCAGAAUGAAAGCAAAUCGAGGAAAUAUUUGGCCAAGGUCCUGUGGCUAUUGAGUUUUGAUGAUGAUAAAAACACAUUAGCUGAUGCAGUUGACAAAUACUGUAUUGGAGUACCACCCAUUCAGUGGCUGGCCUGGAUUCCUCAGCUGUUAACCUGCUUGGUUGGAUCAGAGGGGAAGCUUCUUUUGAACCUUAUUAGUCAGGUUGGAAGAGUAUAUCCCCAAGCUGUCUACUUCCCCAUCAGAACUCUAUAUUUGACACUGAAAAUAGAGCAACGAGAACGCUACAAAAGUGAUUCCGGACAGCAGCAGCCGAGUUCAGUGGGUAAUCAGUCCCAUUCCGCCUCCGAUCCGGGGCCGAUAAGGGCCACGGCACCAAUGUGGCGCUGCAGCAGAAUUAUGCACAUGCAGCGGGAGCUGCAUCCAACUCUCCUGUCCUCUUUGGAAGGCAUUGUAGAUCAGAUGGUCUGGUUCAGAGAAAAUUGGCACGAAGAGGUUCUCAGACAGCUACAACAAGGCCUGGCAAAAUGCUAUUCGGUUGCUUUUGAGAAGAGUGGAGCCGUUUCCGAUGCCAAAAUUACCCCCCACACCCUAAAUUUUGUCAAGAAAUUGGUCAGCACCUUUGGCGUGGGCUUGGAGAAUGUCUCGAACGUCUCCACCAUGUUUUCCAGUGCGGCUUCAGAGUCCUUGGCUAGAAGAGCUCAAGCAACAGCUCAAGAUCCUGUCUUUCAGAAACUGAAAGGGCAGUUCACAACAGACUUUGACUUCAGUGUUCCUGGCUCCAUGAAACUUCAUAAUCUAAUUUCUAAACUGAAGAAAUGGAUCAAAAUCCUGGAGGCAAAAACAAAACAACUUCCCAAGUUCUUCCUUAUAGAAGAGAAAUGCCGCUUCCUAAGUAAUUUCUCAGCGCAGACAGCAGAAGUGGAAAUUCCUGGAGAGUUCCUUAUGCCAAAGCCAACACAUUACUAUAUCAAGAUUGCCAGAUUCAUGCCCAGGGUAGAGAUAGUACAAAAGCACAAUACCGCAGCCAGAAGACUGUAUAUCCGGGGUCAUAAUGGGAAGAUUUACCCAUAUCUAGUGAUGAAUGACGCUUGCUUGACAGAGUCUCGCAGAGAAGAACGGGUUUUACAGCUGCUUCGUCUUCUGAAUCCCUGUUUGGAAAAGAGAAAAGAAACCACAAAGAGGCACUUGUUUUUCACAGUUCCCCGCGUGGUGGCGGUCUCUCCGCAGAUGCGUCUUGUUGAAGACAAUCCCUCUUCUCUUUCCCUGGUGGAGAUAUACAAGCAACGCUGUGCCAAAAAAGGCAUUGAACAUGACAACCCCAUUUCUCGUUAUUAUGACCGACUGGCCACAGUGCAAGCACGAGGGACACAAGCCAGCCAUCAGGUCCUUCGUGAUAUCCUCAAAGAAGUUCAGAGUAACAUGGUGCCACGCAGCAUGCUGAAGGAGUGGGCACUGCACACAUUUCCCAACGCAACCGACUACUGGACAUUCCGCAAGAUGUUCACCAUUCAGCUAGCUCUGAUUGGUUUUGCUGAAUUCGUCUUUCAUUUGAAUAGACUCAACCCGGAGAUGUUACAGAUCGCUCAGGAUACGGGUAAACUCAAUGUUGCCUACUUUCGAUUUGAUAUCAACGAUGCUACUGGAGAUCUGGAUGCCAAUCGCCCCGUCCCAUUCCGCCUCACCCCCAACAUUUCUGAAUUCUUGACCAUGAUUGGGGUCUCGGGCCCAUUAACUGCAUCCAUGAUUGCUGUCGCCCGGUGUUUUGCACAGCCUAACUUUAAGGUUGAUGGCAUCCUGAAAACCGUGCUUCGGGACGAAAUCAUUGCCUGGCAUAAGAAGACCCAAGAGGACACCUCCUCUCCCCUUUCCGCUGCCGGGCAGCCGGAGAACAUGGACAGCCAGCAGCUGGUCUCGCUGGUCCAAAAAGCGGUGACCGCCAUCAUGACUCGACUUCAUAACCUCGCCCAGUUUGAAGGCGGGGAAAGCAAAGUCAACACCCUGGUAGCAGCUGCAAAUAGUUUGGAUAAUCUGUGCCGUAUGGAUCCAGCUUGGCAUCCUUGGCUGUAAUGGGACGUUUCUGUAGCUGCUUCUGUUACCCUUGUGCUGUGAGCCAUGUUUUGGGUUGGGGGGUGGGGAAGGGAAGCGGGGAGAGACAAUGUGAAGAAUCCAUUUGAGACUGGCUCACCCGGCGCUGCCGCCGAUUUCAUUUCCAUCUCUAGCUUGUUUUUAAUCAUGUUUACAAAAGUCCUGCCGAAUAACUGUUUCCGAAAGGGGAGUCUUGGUGUGUAAGGGAAGUACCCCAAUUUGAUAGGCGGAGGUGAUUUUUUGAAGUCUGGCUAAGAGUUAGGGAAGGAAGCUGGGACGAAAGGAUGUGAGCUGUAUACUGCGAAUUUUAGGGAGAGUGUGGAAAUACCAGCAUCGCUACACAAUCAGGAACAAAUCCUAGGCCUGGUGUUGAUGUUUUUAGAUUCCCAUGAAGAAACAAGAAUUUUCCCCAGGUGAAUUUUCUUUGUGAAAUUUUACUAAAUUGCUUUAUUUGUACUAAUGUCCAGAUUGAGAUGGACUGUUGAAAGCAACGAUAUACUGUCAAGUUUUCUUCUGUCAGAACCAUCACCAUUUUCCAAAGGCCUCGUUGGUUUGUACAGACAUUUGUAACAAGUGUAUAGAAAAUCCACUUUUGGUAGCGAGACAGAAAAUUAUGAACAAAUCGUGCUGGGCUUUUUCUCGGAGCACAAGUCCGUGUACAGUGCUAGUGCAACCAGUUUGGGGAAUUGAGUUUAGUGUUUGACCAUUAUGUAUAAAUUGGGAUUUAUAAAACUCUGAGGAUCUCGCCGCCCCUCCAGACGGUAUGUUUCUGAUGGUAACUCAAAGCGGGUCAGCAGAAGUUAUCAAAAUGGAUCUGCUCAUGGUUUUGGAUGAUUUCUAGGACACUUCUAGACUUUUUGUUUUUGUUAGAGUUGCUUCCUAGAAGACUUUUUUUCAUUUGUAAUUUAAAAACAGAUCUUGAGUUUACUUGAGCCCUCUGUGUGUGUUAGCAUUUUUAUAAAUCUGCGGUGUUGAGAAUGUUCUACCUAAAUUUGUACAGAGUGAUUUUUUCAGAAUAAAUAUUUUCUAAAAGGA
Molecule: messenger RNA, 12873 nt
Organism: Ornithorhynchus anatinus (platypus)
Lineage: Eukaryota; Metazoa; Chordata; Mammalia; Monotremata; Ornithorhynchidae
Gene: TRRAP
Product: transformation/transcription domain associated protein
Exons: 73
Coding region: 226-11820 (3864 amino acids)
Biological process (GO): DNA repair; regulation of DNA-templated transcription
Cellular component (GO): NuA4 histone acetyltransferase complex; nucleus; SAGA complex
Molecular function (GO): transcription coregulator activity; protein binding
Source: RefSeq, a predicted model, not a curated record